CAAACUCGUGGUUUUUCGCCGUUUCUCAUUCGCUUGUGUUUGAUCGUGUCGUGCGCGAAGUUUAGAAGAAAAAAUGUGAAAAUUCAGCCGGAAAUGGAAUAAAAACACGUGAAAAGUACAAGUGUAAGUGCAGCUGAUUGGCGUAAAGUGUUAAAUUGAAGGCGUUUUAUGAGGAGAAGAAAAUUUUCGCAAAAUAGCUUCCCCAGAGAGAGCAGGCGACUUUUUUUUACGAAGGUGAUGUUCUUUUCGUUUGAAAAGAGUGUUUGAAGGGGAAAAGAGACGGAUUGUGUGAGCAAACCGCAUCAUCUGCUUGUGGGUAAAAGAGAGGUGGCGACAAUCACCCACCAAUACCAGUGUGCAAGAGCAAAGUGCACCCUUGCCACAGUUUGACAGUGUGUGCGUAAGUGCAAACAGCCAGCAGGGGGAGGAAUAGAAGCAAAAAUAAUAAUCAGCUGCAGCGAAUGCACGUUGCUAAAAAGAAGAAAACCAAUCGCAGUGGCCGCUGCCUUUUGUGUGUCAUUAUUAUCGACAGUCGAGUCAGCGAGAGAGCUAAAGGAAGAGGUAAAUGAUACCGUCGUAUUUCAGUUUUGAAACGUAGUUCCGCCAAAGUGGUCCAUGGAUUUUCAUAUUUUGUUAACGUGGUGAUCGGGAGGAAAAGUGUGGAAAUUUUCCCAAUUCGAAGUAACAAGAGCCUUCGGAAGGCCCGCGCGAGUGUCGGAGCGAGAGUGUUUUCCCCUUCUAGAAGAGUGUUGUAGUUCUCGAAGGUUUUGACCGAGAUAAAAAAAAAAUCGGAAUCCGGCAGGCAGUGAAUGUGACCAUGUCAUCGAUGCAAAUCGUUCUGGAUUCGGACGUUGCCAAAUACCAGCCCUACCAGACAGUUUACUACAUUGUGGCCGAAAACGGUGCUGAAACCGCGGUGAACCAAGGAACGGAAAUUUACCAAGUGCAAACGGUGGUCCCCGAGAUAAGCCCUGCUGAUUGUGGUGAUAGUGCUAUCGGAAUCAGAAAACGCAGAAAGAUCGAAGUGGUGCAAAAAAUGCAGGGUCAAGUUCCCGGCGCACAGGCCGCCCAGCCCUCGCCAGUGGCGCAGCAAAUUCAAGUUCAGACCCAACCCCAGACGGUGGUCAUCCAGCAGCAAGCCCCGCAACAGACCAUCCAGGUCCAGGUCCAGCAGCAGCAGGUCGUCCAGAACAGUGUCAAAAUCGAUCAGACCCAACAGUUGUCCUCAGUCGGCCUACUGGAAUUGGCCCACCGUGAAUAUCAGGCCGUCGACUACGAGAAUGCCGAACGCCACUGCAUGCAACUUUGGCGUCAGGAGAGUAACAACACCGGGGUGCUGCUGCUCCUGUCGUCGAUUCACUUCCAGUGCCGCCGCCUGGACAAAUCGGCCCAGUUUUCGACGCUGGCCAUCAAACAGAACCCUCUGCUGGCCGAGGCGUACAGCAAUCUGGGAAAUGUAUACAAAGAGCGUGGACAGCUGCAGGAAGCCCUAGAAAACUACCGCCAUGCCGUUCGAUUGAAGCCGGAUUUCAUCGAUGGGUACAUCAACCUGGCAGCCGCGUUAGUAGCAGCUCGCGACAUGGAACAGGCGGUACAGGCGUACGUUACAGCGCUCCAGUACAAUCCGGACCUAUACUGCGUGCGGAGCGAUUUGGGUAACCUGUUGAAGGCGCUCGGCAGGCUAGACGAGGCCAAGGCAUGCUAUCUGAAGGCGAUCGAAACCCGGCCGGACUUUGCGGUGGCCUGGAGCAACCUGGGCUGCGUGUUCAACGCCCAGGGCGAGAUAUGGCUCGCGAUCCAUCACUUCGAGAAGGCGGUUGCCCUGGAUCCGAACUUCUUGGACGCCUACAUCAACCUGGGCAACGUGCUGAAGGAGGCGCGGAUCUUCGACCGAGCCGUCGCAGCAUACCUCCGGGCGCUGAACCUGUCCCCGUACAAUGCGGUCGUUCACGGAAAUUUGGCCUGCGUCUACUACGAGCAGGGCCUCAUCGAUUUGGCCAUCGACACCUACCGCCGGGCGAUUGAACUGCAGCCGAACUUCCCGGACGCGUACUGCAACCUGGCGAAUGCCCUCAAGGAGAAGGGCCAGGUCCAGGAGGCGGAAGAUUGCUACAAUACCGCCCUGCGUCUCUGCCCGAACCAUGCCGAUUCCCUUAACAAUCUGGCCAACAUCAAACGCGAACAGGGCUACAUCGAAGAAGCGACCCGACUCUAUCUGAAGGCACUGGAAGUUUUCCCAGAAUUUGCUGCCGCCCAUUCCAACCUGGCGUCGGUGCUGCAACAGCAGGGCAAAUUGAAUGAAGCCCUCCUGCACUACAAGGAAGCUAUCCGCAUUCAGCCUACGUUUGCCGAUGCCUAUUCAAAUAUGGGAAACACCCUGAAGGAGAUGCAGGACGUAGCUGGAGCGCUUCAAUGCUACACCCGAGCGAUCCAAAUCAAUCCGGCCUUUGCCGAUGCUCACAGCAAUCUGGCCAGCAUCCACAAGGACUCCGGAAACAUCCCGGACGCUAUCCAGUCGUACCGGACGGCCCUGAAGCUGAAACCGGACUUCCCAGAUGCAUACUGCAAUUUGGCACACUGCUUGCAGAUUGUCUGCGACUGGACCGAUUACGAGGCACGCAUGAAGAAACUGGUUGCAAUCGUAGCGGACCAGCUGGAAAAGAAUCGACUACCGUCAGUGCAUCCUCACCACUCGAUGUUGUACCCACUGUCGCACGAUUUCCGCAAGGCUAUUGCCGCUCGCCACGCAAAUCUAUGCCUGGAAAAGAUCCACAUUCUGCACAAGCCACUGUACAAAUUCUCGCGGGACAUGAGCCAGCGACUGCGAAUCGGUUACGUUAGCAGUGAUUUCGGAAACCACCCCACUUCCCAUCUCAUGCAGUCCAUCCCCGGUAUGCAUGAUCGGUCACGAGUGGAAGUUUUCUGCUACGCUCUCAGUCCCGACGAUGGCACCACGUUCCGAAGCAAGAUAUCCCGCGAGGCGGAACACUUCAUUGAGCUAUCGCAAAUCCCGUGCAACGGCAAAGCAGCAGAUCGGAUUCACGCCGAUGGAAUCCACAUUUUGGUCAACAUGAACGGCUACACCAAGGGAGCUCGCAACGAAAUCUUCGCCCUACGACCUGCCCCCAUUCAAGUUAUGUGGCUAGGGUACCCCGGAACGAGCGGUGCCAGCUUCAUGGACUACAUCAUCACCGACACUGUAACGUCCCCAAUGGAACUGGCCGAUCAGUACAGCGAAAAAUUAGCCUACAUGCCACACACCUACUUCAUCGGUGACCACCGGCAAAUGUUCCCUCAUCUGAAGGAACGACUCAUCGUGAGCGGCAAGCAGCAGAACAACCAACUGGUGGACAACGUCGCAGUCAUCAAUGCGACUGAUCUGUCGCCGCUGGUGGAAAACACCGAUGUGAAAACGGUACGCGAAGUGAUUCUCGCACACAAGCCCGUUGAGAUUCAGCACAAAGUCGUAGAACUUCCAACCACAACCCCGGUGGAAACGAUGAUCGCCUCCGGACAGAUUCAGACCUCCCUCAACGGAGUGGUGGUUCAGAACGGAUUGGCAACAACUCAAACCAACAACAAGGCAGCAACCGGCGAGGAAGUCCCCCAGAACAUCGUCGUGACCACUCGGCAGCAGUAUGGCCUACCGGACGACGCCGUCGUCUACUGCAACUUCAACCAACUGUACAAAAUCGACCCGCACACGUUGGCUUCCUGGGUGAACAUCCUGAAGCACGUGCCCAACUCGGUGCUGUGGCUGUUGCGUUUCCCGGCGGUCGGUGAAACCAACAUCCAGGCAGCAGCCCAACAGCUGGGCCUGUCGCCCGGUCGGAUCAUCUUCUCGAACGUUGCCGCCAAGGAGGAACACGUCCGACGUGGGCAGCUGGCCGAUGUCUGCCUGGAUACGCCGCUGUGCAACGGGCACACCACGUCGAUGGACGUCCUGUGGACCGGUACGCCGGUGGUGACGCUCCCUGCCGAGACCCUGGCUUCGAGGGUGGCCGCAUCGCAGCUGGCAACGCUCGGCUGUCCGGAGCUGAUCGCACGAAGCCGCCAGGAGUACCAGGACAUCGCCAUCAAGCUCGGUACCGACAAGGAGUACCUGAAGGCGAUCCGGGCCAAGGUGUGGCUGGCCCGCUGCGAGAGUCCCCUGUUCGACUGCAAGCAGUACGCCCAGGGAAUGGAAGCGCUGUUCUACAAGAUGUGGGAACGGUUCGCCCGUGGCGAAAAGCCCGACCAUAUAUCGGCCAAAGAGGGCCCCAAGUAAGUUGAGGGGACGCUACGAAUAGAGCUAUUUUAUAGGAGGGAAAAAAACGUAUGCUUUUAUAGGUCCACUUUUAAUGUUCGCAGUUUUUUUCAGUUGAAUGAAACUUUUAUUAUGGCAGCGAUGGCUGUAAUAUGGAAACUUGACACUUGUAUCUAGAGAAAGCUUACAACCCUAUUUAAAUCGUAGUUAAAUAUAAACUUAAGGAAUUGUAUAAAGUUCUAUAUUUUGAAGGUAGCAUACGUUUGAUACCCAGCCCCCAUCUUAGCUAUAAUUAAUUGAAACGGUAGAAUGAUAAUCGAUUUUCUUUUAGAACUGAUUUACGCCAUCACGAGAAAUAGAAAAUAUCCUACAUUGAAUUGAACUUACUUACGAUAAAACUUUUCAGUACAAUCCGCUGAAUUAUUAGGUAACUAAUAAGAGGGAAAUUUAGAGAAUAUAUAUCUUUUUUAGCAACGCGCAACGAGGCGAUUGUUCAUGAAGACAAACCAAAUAAUAACCAAUAUAUCAUGUAAAUGCAUUGCUCUUGGCAGAUAUUUAAAACGUUGCAAUGCUUUCGUUCCCUGAGCUACUAACUGUAGAUAGCGCCCCAUGCUCAGCCACACAGUAAAUUUCGCAUUUCUUGUGCGUUUCGUUUCAAAAGCGCAUCUAGCAAGAGAAGACAGCUGCAGUACAAGCAUGAAAAAAAAAUACUUACCCCAAGUCAGCACAGAGAGAUAGUUUGAGUCAUUAGCAUAUCUUGCAAUUUGAUCAACCUACAAAAGUGCUUAUUUUGUGGAGUGAUUAGUUUAUUCUCCACACCAACCUAAAGUGUUGCGAGUCGAUUUGUGUGAUUGACACAAACUUAACCGCUACCCAACUAAUGUGUGAUUGAUGAUGAUGAAGAUGAUAAUGAUCGACGAUGAGUGAAAUAUGAAUAUGUCUAACAGUGUGUACCCCCGCAAUGCGUUGGUGUGACACUAAUGGCGGCAAAUACUUUGUAAAUAGAUUCGUUUCCCCUACCCUGACCCUAUCUCAGAAGCGUUUGAACAUGCCGCAAAAAGCAAAUAACAAUUAUUUUCUGUGUAGAAAUGUAAGUGAUAGUAAGGAAAUAAAUUCAUGUUACUUGAUGAAAAAAAA
Molecule: messenger RNA, 5383 nt
Organism: Aedes aegypti (yellow fever mosquito)
Lineage: Eukaryota; Metazoa; Arthropoda; Insecta; Diptera; Culicidae
Gene: sxc
Product: UDP-N-acetylglucosamine--peptide N-acetylglucosaminyltransferase 110 kDa subunit
Exons: 8
Coding region: 818-4267 (1149 amino acids)
Biological process (GO): protein O-linked glycosylation
Molecular function (GO): protein N-acetylglucosaminyltransferase activity; protein binding
Source: RefSeq, a predicted model, not a curated record